AUGGUCUUGAUAGCUGCAUUCUGUGGUGAAUCAGUUGCUGAACGUGGUAACAACCAUGGAUUUGAACACUCCAAUAAUGGAUUUCAAGGUAACAACCAUGGAUUUGAACACAAUAAUGGAUUUCAAGGUAACAACCAUGGAUUUGAAGGCUCCAAUAAUGGAUUUCAAGGUAACAACCAUGGAUUUGAAGGCUCCAAUAAUGGAUUUCAAGGUAACAACCAUGGAUUUGAGGGCUCCAAUAAUGGAUUUCAAGGUAACAACCAUGGAUUUGAGGGCUCCAAUAAUGGAUUUCAAGGUAACAACCAUGGAUUUGAACACAAUAAUGGAUUUCAAAGUAACAACCAUGGAUUUCCAAGAAGCCUUCGUGCAAUUCGUGGAGCCGGAAUUUGA
Molecule: messenger RNA, 390 nt
Organism: Didymodactylos carnosus
Lineage: Eukaryota; Metazoa; Rotifera; Eurotatoria; Philodinida; Philodinidae
Source: the annotation of a GenBank genome assembly